ACAAUUCUUUGGCAAAAUCCUAUGCCAAAUACUUAUUCAUCCAUAAAUUUGGGUGUAUUCAUUAAUUCUUUUGAGGAAGAAAUAAGAUUGGAAUUGGAACAAAAUCAUGGAAUAAAUGUUAAUGAGUUACCUAAACCUUUAUUUAAUUAUGAAAAAUAUUUAAAAAUUUUAAAUUUAAGGGGAGUUAGACAUGCGGUAUUUUAUUGGUUAAAAAAUUAUCGACUUUCUAAAAAUCCAUUCUUUGAUGAAUGUAUUAAUUUUAAUCAAAAUCCAACAAUUGAUAUUAUUGAAAAAUCUUUAAUGAAAUUAAUAUUAAAAAAUUCUUAUAGGAUUGAUCAUUUGAUAUUGGAUUUAUCUCGUAGAUAUGGGGAUAUAUUGGAAGUUGAAAUUUUUACCAAUGAAGAAUAUUCUGGUAUUAGAAAUAUUACGAAAUUUUCUUUUGUUAAUAAUACUUCAGAAAUAUGUUAUAAUAAUAUUAAAAAUCUUUUGCAAGUUUUACCAACAUUAUGUACCAAGAUUGAGAUAUUCAAAUUUUAUAAUUUAAUUUAUUUACAUGAUGAAUAUGAAACAAGAUUGGUUAACUUCAUUAAAAAUCAAAAUCAAUUAACUUCAUUUGAUUUAUCAAAAGGUUAUAUUAAUAUUUCAAGAAUGAUUAUGGCUUUAAAAUAUCAAGCAACUAGUUUAAAAAGAUUAACUUUUAACAAAAUUA
Messenger RNA from Rhizophagus irregularis DAOM 181602=DAOM 197198, 709 nucleotides. RefSeq lists its product as uncharacterized. Gene Ontology annotation, molecular function: protein binding. The record is from RefSeq and is a predicted model, not a curated record. Lineage: Eukaryota; Fungi; Glomeromycota; Glomeromycetes; Glomerales; Glomeraceae.